AUGUCCCUGCCGAUAGGUCCACGGGGAAAGACCUGGCCACGGCCACCACGUCUGAGCAGCCACGAUUUUGGUUCAUUGUCGCAGGCCAUGGGCCUCAGCCGCACAGACCCGACAUUCAAUAAAUUCACUAGCGGCAUGCGCUUGCUAGGCGCAAAAUUCCUCAACCCAACGCUCUUGCGUAGGGACCAGGAUCGCGGGCAGUGGACGAAGUUCUUCAACGCGGCCCUCAAUAUGUUCCCGUUUGUCGGCAUGGAGUACGAAGGGGCUUGGCCCAUUGACGGAUACAUGCAGCGAUGGCUGGAGCGGAUGCGGUGGGAGCAGAACCGAAAGAAAAGUCAUGCUGCGAAAAGUCAGCAGACUGAGAGGAGGCCUGCUGAAGGCGGACAUUGCGUCGAUAGACAGGAGCUACCUCGCAAGAGCUCGAGGAAUGCCGAGGUUCGGAGCCCCUAUCAAUACCAGUCGAGAAAAGUCCUAUCACCCGUAUCUAAUUCUAGGUCAUCCUCUGAGUCUACGCGUCGUAGUAGCACGCCAGUUGACCUAGUAUCUGCACCUGUACAAGAAACACAAUCCACUGCUAUGAAUGCUGGCAGGCAGUCUCAGAUCCUGCAAGCUACAAUUCCUUCUUCAUCGUCCUUGGCGAGUGCGCUGCCCAGCACAUCGUCGGCUCAGUCAGUACGCAUGCAGCAGUCUACCUCAAGCUCUAUAUCCACAAAGGUGCGCACGGCACCAGGCAUACAGGCCGACAAGUCCUCAACCCCGGCAAGCAAGUUGUCCAAGUUCAAGCUUCGCGAGGGGACCAUUCGGCUAUUCUUGCAGUCCCUAAGCCCCAGCUUAGAAGACCUAACGCAGAGUUUCAUUGACAGAGGCCUGGUUAACAAGAAAUGUCUCCUCGCUUUGGCGGAAAUGCCUGACUUGGAGAAGGACAGAUUCCUGCGAGAUGAUGUGUUGCUCACUGCAUUCCAGUCGCGAGUCGUUCGAGUCGGGCUUGCCAACCUGUUGAGUUAG
This is a messenger RNA of Rhodofomes roseus, 1005 nucleotides long. RefSeq lists its product as uncharacterized. Lineage: Eukaryota; Fungi; Basidiomycota; Agaricomycetes; Polyporales; Fomitopsidaceae. The transcript is spliced from 7 exons. Bases 1 to 1005 code for a protein of 334 amino acids. The record is from RefSeq and is a predicted model, not a curated record.